Molecule: messenger RNA, 1816 nt
Organism: Homo sapiens (human)
Lineage: Eukaryota; Metazoa; Chordata; Mammalia; Primates; Hominidae
Gene: CCNQ
Product: cyclin Q
Exons: 5
Coding region: 756-1376 (206 amino acids)
Biological process (GO): regulation of transcription by RNA polymerase II
Cellular component (GO): cyclin-dependent protein kinase holoenzyme complex
Molecular function (GO): cyclin-dependent protein serine/threonine kinase regulator activity
Source: RefSeq, a predicted model, not a curated record
AUUACAGGCGUGAGCUACCUCGUCCGGCCCAUCAACAGUAUCUUGAUAGGAGAUACUGUUAGUUGGCGGGUAGUUAUUUCCUACCUUUACUGCUUGGGGGAGAAGGGUUGGGCAGAUGUGCUUUCUACCCAAGGUGGGCGGAGAGUCUGAGGACUGCUGCAGGACUGUUCAUCCCAGUGAUAUGUAAAUUUACUGUAAUUUGCAAGAAGAGUUGCAAAGUUAUUAUUAGGGAAGGAUGGCAGUGACACCUCAUCUGCUACCGUCUGCUCGGAGGGUCCGUGUAAAUUGGGGUUUGCUCUGUAAAACAAAGCUUGGAAGGUCAUGUCAGUAACAGCACCUUAUCUGGCAUCUCCUGGAAUGAGGGGUCCCAGGUAGGAAUUGUCUUUAUAUAACAAGUUUAGACCUUCUGAGGGACUUCUUUAUAAAAUGUAUUACACAAUCCUUUGUCCUUUGUAGGAGGCUAAAUAUUGAUUUCCCAAAGAUGUCCCUAUCCUAAUCCCUGGAACCUGUGAAUGUCAUCUUAUAUAGCAAAAGAGAUUUUGAAGAUGUGAUUAGAGACCUUAAGAUGGGAGAUCAUCCUAGAUUAUCUGGGUGUAACCACACCCAUCCUUAUAAGGCAAAGGCAGGAGGAGUCACCGUCAGAGAAGGCCACGUGAGGACAGAAGCAGAGUUAGAAGCUUUGAAGAUGGAGGAAGGGGCCAGCAACCAAGGAAUGCAGCCCUCCUCUAGAAGCUGGAAAAGGUGUCAAGCUAGGGAUGCGGUCCAUUCCCAUUGCCACUGCUUGCACCAUUUACCAUAAGUUCUUUUGCGAGACCAACCUGGACGCCUAUGACCCUUACCUGAUUGCCAUGUCUUCAAUUUACUUGGCCGGCAAAGUGGAAGAGCAGCACCUGCGGACUCGUGACAUCAUCAAUGUGUCCAACAGGUACUUUAACCCAAGCGGUGAGCCCCUGGAAUUGGACUCCCGCUUCUGGGAACUCCGGGACAGCAUCGUGCAGUGUGAGCUUCUCAUGCUGAGAGUUCUGCGCUUCCAGGUCUCCUUCCAGCAUCCACACAAGUACCUGCUCCACUACCUGGUUUCCCUCCAGAACUGGCUGAACCGCCACAGCUGGCAGCGGACCCCUGUUGCCGUCACCGCCUGGGCCCUGCUGCGGGACAGCUACCAUGGGGCGCUGUGCCUCCGCUUCCAGGCCCAGCACAUCGCCGUGGCGGUGCUCUACCUGGCCCUGCAGGUCUACGGAGUUGAGGUGCCCGCCGAGGUCGAGGCUGAGAAGCCGUGGUGGCAGGUGUUUAAUGACGACCUUACCAAGCCAAUCAUUGAUAAUAUUGUGUCUGAUCUCAUUCAGAUUUAUACCAUGGACACAGAGAUCCCCUAAGGUCCUGGCCCAGGCCUGCCCAAAGAGAAGCCCAGGAUGGUCGGCUGCCUGGGGACAUUGUCACCACGUCGCCAUGACGGCUGGUCCCCACAGGACCAGCUGGGAGGACUGGUUGUGCUGCUGGAGAAGGGCUGGAGAAGGCAAUGGCAUGCUGCCGCUUUGCCAGUCCCUAGAAGUCGCGGUGCAGGUGAUGGUGGGAGCCGCGCCUCCAGCGGGCAGGCCGGGAGUGUACUGUGUGCAGCUGACCCAAGGCAGCCACAUCUGCGUUUGUCCUUUGAGAGGACUUUGACUACAAUACAGGCAUGACAUCAAUGAAAGGAAAGUCAUGAAAUCGAUGAGACUGAAUCCCUACGGAUUUCUUAAAAGCCAGAUUUGUAGGGAGAAUGAAUGUGCAACGUGGCUGAAAUCUAUUUUGUGUAAUAAAAGGUGAUACAAGUCAA